UCGCUGUUGCGAAGGGAGGCAACUCUUCCCGUCCUACUUAUCAACCAGGCCAUGCACGAAAAAGCUAGCAUGUAUGCACAAACAUAUCUCCUUGCAAAGUUAACACUCUGAAGCCAGCCUAGUUCCACGCUAUAGGAUGUCCGAUACAAGCCGAGGAUCUGGAUAUGUCGACAACUGGCAGUCAAAGAAGACUGUCACAGAGUGUAAUCUCCACAUGCUCGACACGGAAGACUUCAGUGACGUCACCUUCCGUGUGGGGGCAGAGAAACAGGUGGUCCGAGCUCACCGCUACGUUCUUGUCAGUCGCAGCUGUGUCUUCGAAGCUAUGUUCUGUGGCCCCCUGGCGGAGACAGGGGAGGUAACCAUCCCCGACAUUGAGGCAGACAUCUUCAAAGAGUUCUUGAGGUAUGUUUACACAGACAAGGCCACUAUCAAUGGUGAAACAGUCACAGGACUCAUGUACACCUCUAGGAAAUAUUCUCAAGACGCAUUGUUCAAUCUGUGUGUAACGUUCCUGGAACAAUCCCUGUCAGAAGACAAUGUCUGCCAGAUCCUGGAACAGUGUCAUGUCUACGGAGAGCUGGACCUCGAACAGAACGCGCUGAAGAUUCUUACUGAAGGGGGGACGAGGGUCACCAAGUCAGUCGGGUUUGUGAAUCUUUGCCCUGAUUGUGUGGAUCAGUUUGUCAGGUCAGAGAAUUUAGAUUUGAAAGAGGAAGACGUAUUUGAUGCUAUGCUGUCCUGGGCAAGGGAAAGAUGCCGAGAGGAAGGUGUGAGUGACACGCCUGAGGACAUACGGAGACUCCUGGGAGAUAUGAGGUAUGAGAUCCGGUUUACCAGCAUCCCCCUGGAGUACCUGGUGAAGGAUGUAGGCCGAUCUGGUGUGCUGACAGACAGUGAGAGAGUACGAAUAAUGGACAGAGCUACAGAAACAAAUGUUGACAUAUCUCCGUUUAAACAUUCACAGAGAAAGGCCCACAAUAUCAUUCAGGAGAAGCAUGUAGCAUCCUAUGGAAGUGUGGUGAAUAGGUUUUCGUCUCACUCCUUUUUGUUUAUGCCACCUGAGAAAAGUGCUAUCUCCUUCUCACCUAGUCAGAACAUUCUCCUACUGGGGUGUGUACUUUUUGGGGGGCGGAAUGAUGAAGAGUAUAAACUGACAAUCAGAGUGUAUGACCCCAUGAUUGCUGAACCGUUCCCGAACACCAGGAUGACGCUUCAAGGCAGGAGAAAGCUGAACGACGUCCUGUUUCCCAGGUCUAUUUCCGUCGCAGCACGUACGACCUAUACUGUGUGUGGACAUGGAGGGACCUGA
Haliotis rufescens (red abalone) is the source of this 1312-nucleotide messenger RNA. RefSeq names its product BTB/POZ domain-containing protein 6-like. Gene Ontology annotation, molecular function: protein binding. The transcript has 3 exons. NCBI's taxonomy places the organism in Eukaryota, Metazoa, Mollusca, Gastropoda, Lepetellida, Haliotidae. Gene Ontology annotation, biological process: neurogenesis. Bases 137 to 1312 code for a protein of 391 amino acids. The record is from RefSeq and is a predicted model, not a curated record. Gene Ontology annotation, cellular component: cytosol.